This is a messenger RNA of Aegilops tauschii subsp. strangulata, 2720 nucleotides long. RefSeq lists its product as uncharacterized. The record is from RefSeq and is a predicted model, not a curated record. Lineage: Eukaryota; Viridiplantae; Streptophyta; Magnoliopsida; Poales; Poaceae. Gene Ontology annotation, biological process: defense response to fungus.
UCUUCAAUCCAUUGCCAUUCAUAUCUCGUGUGAGCAGCUAUGGAGUUCAUUCACAAGGGUGGGGUUUGGUGGUUCCUCCUGCUCGCAAUGGUGUUGCUGGCUCCGGCGACGGUAGGCGCCGAGCAGGAGGAUGGGGCCACAACCAUUACCACCUUGCAGGUGGAGGAGGAGGUCGGCUCGCGUGCCGAUGACCAUGGCAACGACGAUUGCGACAUCAAGUGCGCCUAUUACCAAGAUCUGGCCAGGAGACAGUUCUGUGUGGACCAGUGCCACAGCCAGCAGCAUCAUCAUCCUAGCAGAGAAGACUGCGAGUUGAAAUGUCAACACUGGCAAGACCCAACAAGAAAGGAAUUAUGCGUGCAACAGUGCAUGAGCUUCGGCCUCAACCUCCAUGUGGGUGGCAGCAGCAGCGUCCAUGAGCGCCCUCAUGCCUUGGAGGAGGAGGUCGGCUCGCGUGCCGAUGACCAUGGCAACGACGAUUGCGACGACAAGUGCGCCUAUUACCAAGAUCUGGCCAGGAGACAGUUCUGUGUGGACCAGUGCCACAGCCAGCAGCAUCAUCAUCCUAGCAGAGAAGACUGCGAGUUGAAAUGUCAACACUGGCAAGACCCAACAAGAAAGGAAUUAUGCGUGCAACAGUGCAUGAGCUUCGGCCUCAACCUCCAUGUGGGUGGCAGCAGCAGCGUCCAUGAGCGCCCUCAUGCCUUGGAGGAGGAGGUCGGCUCGCGUGCCGAUGACCAUGGCAACGACGAUUGCGACGACAAGUGCGCCUAUUACCAAGAUCUGGCCAGGAGACAGUUCUGUGUGGACCAGUGCCACAGCCAGCAGCAUCAUCAUCCUAGCAGAGAAGACUGCGAGUUGAAAUGUCAACACUGGCAAGACCCAACAAGAAAGGAAUUAUGCGUGCAACAGUGCAUGAGCUUCGGCCUCAACCUCCAUGUGGGUGGCAGCAGCAGCGUCCAUGAGCGCCCUCAUGCCUUGGAGGAGGAGGUCGGCUCGCGUGCCGAUGACCAUGGCAACGACGAUUGCGACGACAAGUGCGCCUAUUACCAAGAUCUGGCCAGGAGACAGUUCUGUGUGGACCAGUGCCACAGCCAGCAGCAUCAUCAUCCUAGCAGAGAAGACUGCGAGUUGAAAUGUCAACACUGGCAAGACCCAACAAGAAAGGAAUUAUGCGUGCAACAGUGCAUGAGCUUCGGCCUCAACCUCCAUGUGGGUGGCAGCAGCAGCGUCCAUGAGCGCCCUCAUGCCUUGGAGGAGGAGGUCGGCUCGCGUGCCGAUGACCAUGGCAACGACGAUUGCGACGACAAGUGCGCCUAUUACCAAGAUCUGGCCAGGAGACAGUUCUGUGUGGACCAGUGCCACAGCCAGCAGCAUCAUCAUCCUAGCAGAGAAGACUGCGAGUUGAAAUGUCAACACUGGCAAGACCCAACAAGAAAGGAAUUAUGCGUGCAACAGUGCAUGAGCUUCGGCCUCAACCUCCAUGUGGGUGGCAGCAGCAGCGUCCAUGAGCGCCCUCAUGCCUUGGAGGAGGAGGUCGGCUCGCGUGCCGAUGACCAUGGCAACGACGAUUGCGACGACAAGUGCGCCUAUUACCAAGAUCUGGCCAGGAGACAGUUCUGUGUGGACCAGUGCCACAGCCAGCAGCAUCAUCAUCCUAGCAGAGAAGACUGCGAGUUGAAAUGUCAACACUGGCAAGACCCAACAAGAAAGGAAUUAUGCGUGCAACAGUGCAUGAGCUUCGGCCUCAACCUCCAUGUGGGUGGCAGCAGCAGCGUCCAUGAGCGCCCUCAUGCCUUGGAGGAGGAGGUCGGCUCGCGUGCCGAUGACCAUGGCAACGACGAUUGCGACGACAAGUGCGCCUAUUACCAAGAUCUGGCCAGGAGACAGUUCUGUGUGGACCAGUGCCACAGCCAGCAGCAUCAUCAUCCUAGCAGAGAAGACUGCGAGUUGAAAUGUCAACACUGGCAAGACCCAACAAGAAAGGAAUUAUGCGUGCAACAGUGCAUGAGCUUCGGCCUCAACCUCCAUGUGGGUGGCAGCAGCAGCGUCCAUGAGCGCCCUCAUGCCUUGGAGGAGGAGGUCGGCUCGCGUGCCGAUGACCAUGGCAACGACGAUUGCGACGACAAGUGCGCCUAUUACCAAGAUCUGGCCAGGAGACAGUUCUGUGUGGACCAGUGCCACAGCCAGCAGCAUCAUCAUCCUAGCAGAGAAGACUGCGAGUUGAAAUGUCAACACUGGCAAGACCCAACAAGAAAGGAAUUAUGCGUGCAACAGUGCAUGAGCUUCGGCCUCAACCUCCAUGUGAGUGGCAGCAGCAGCGUGGACGAGCACCUCCGCGGCUGGGAAGCGGUGGCCGGAGCCAUCAUCGAGGAGGUGGUGUGACGUCCGCGGUGUCGCAUCUAUAAUACUGUACUCCAUAACUAUUAAGAGUGUACUCCUAUAUGUAAGUUAUAGUGCGUACGUGUCACCGGCGAGUAGUAGCUCUAUACGGAGACCUACCUCGACCGACUAUGGCUCGUGCGUACGUACACGCCCGCGUAUACGUCUAGCUAGCUGUAGCUACGACGACAAAGGCGUGAGAAUAAAAGGCCAAUAGCGCGCGGUAGCUGCAUGCUUGGCGAUGCCUCUCCUAGAAGAGAGCUGCAUGUGUAUGUGUAUCUAUAUGUCACUGUAUGUGUUCCGUGCAUUUGUUCCAUCCCUACGUAUCUUUCUGGUGA